AUGGUCCAAGACGUUAAAUUUGGUGCCUUGGUCUACGAAUACCAAACCAUGGACGUAGUCGGCCCCUUCGACCUCAUCAACACCGCCGGCAGAGGCGCAUCCGAGUACCUCCUCACGCACAACGCAAUCUCCCCCGAAACCGUCGAAAAAGCACCCAACUUCCUCUUCUACCACAUCGGCCAAACCCUCGAGCCGUCCUUCGAAUUUCCCCAGAGCUACGUCGACUUCAUCAAGCGCCAUCACGCAGCUGGGAAAACCAUCUUCUGCACCUGUACCGGUGCAGCGGCCCUUGCGUCCACGGGGAUCCUCGAUGGGAAAAACGCCACCGUCAACAAUGUCGAGUAUAAGUGGAUUACGAACCGCUAUCCCAAGGUAAAUUGGUCGAAGGACAAGAAGUGGGUCAUCGAUGGGAACAUCUGGACUGGUGGCGGGGCAGUCGCUGGGAUGGACAUGUUUGCCCACUGGUUGGAGAAGAGCUUUGGGAAGGAUGUUAUGAUGUCGGGCGCGAAGAAUCUGGACUACGAGCCGAGGGAUAUUAAUGGCAUUGGAGGGGUUAUUCCGUUUCGAUAUGAUAAGGAGGGGAAGCAGGUUUCGACGACGGUGUUUCCGAACUAG
Messenger RNA from Didymosphaeria variabile, 615 nucleotides. RefSeq lists its product as uncharacterized. Bases 1 to 615 code for a protein of 204 amino acids. The record is from RefSeq and is a predicted model, not a curated record. The transcript is spliced from 2 exons. Lineage: Eukaryota; Fungi; Ascomycota; Dothideomycetes; Pleosporales; Didymosphaeriaceae.